Trypanosoma conorhini is the source of this 861-nucleotide messenger RNA. RefSeq names its product fatty acid elongase. Gene Ontology annotation, cellular component: endoplasmic reticulum membrane. The transcript has a single exon. Bases 1 to 861 code for a protein of 286 amino acids. The record is from RefSeq and is a predicted model, not a curated record. Gene Ontology annotation, molecular function: fatty acid elongase activity. Lineage: Eukaryota; Euglenozoa; Kinetoplastea; Trypanosomatida; Trypanosomatidae. Gene Ontology annotation, biological process: fatty acid elongation, saturated fatty acid; very long-chain fatty acid biosynthetic process; sphingolipid biosynthetic process.
AUGGACUUAGUAGUAAAUCAGAUGCGGUGGCUCCGCGAUUUGCCCAGUAACUUUAAGGGAGACGUCGCCACCGCCGUAUUUGACGACUCCAUCGACGUUCUCGUCUACGCAUGUGUGUUAUACAUCCUGCUCGUGUUUGUCGUCCCCGAACACGUCAUGAAGAACCGUGAGCCCUUCAACCUGCGAGUGCCCUUUGUUAUCUGGAAUCUUGCGCUCUGCCUCUUUUCUGUGUGCGGCGCUGUAUCGUGUAUUAAGAACAUGACCCUCCUCCACCUGGAUCGCGGGUUCUACAAGACCACCUGCUUUUUCGACAAAAAUGUCGUCUUUGACGGGGAAUUCGCGUUCUGGGUUUUUUACUUUAUUCUUUCCAAAAUUCCGGAGAUGCUUGACACCGCCUUCCUCGUCUUUCAGAAGAAGCCGGUGAUAUUUUUGCAUUGGUAUCAUCACCUCACUGUCGCCAUCUUCUGCUGGCACGCCGGCCACGCGCUAAUUCCCAGCGGGCUGUGGUUUGCCACGAUGAACUACUGCGUGCACUCCAUCAUGUACUUCUACUACUUUAUGUGUGCCUGUAGGCUGCGCAGAGUGAUCCGCCCCAUUGCUCCAUUCAUCACGAUGCUGCAGCUCCUCCAGAUGGUGGCGGGGACGCUCAUUGUGGGGUACACCGCCUACCACUCGUACCUGAGCGGGUACGGGUGCGCGGUGAACCGCACAAGCAUUCGUCUCGGCCUUGUGAUGUACGCCAGCUACUUUGUCCUUUUCGCCGUGCUGUUUGGGAGGCUGUACCUGUGCAAGCCGGGCAAGUCGGCUGGUGCCGCUGCCCACGCAACGGAAAAGCGACGCAAUGGAAAGAAGGUAGAGUAG